AUGUCUUCAAGCUCGAGUUCACUGUCCGAGGUUGGUGUAACAGGGGGCUAUGAUGGAGACAGUCUCGCUUUAAAAGUCAUUAUUGCCUUUUUCCCUGGCCUUGCCAUGUACAAUGUGGUCGAGCUUUUGAUCCUUAUCCUGGGUUCCUUUAACCGAUUUAGUGGUCUAUAUUUCUGGAGCCUCAUCGUGUCUGGUCUCGGCAUCAUACCGUAUUCUCUUGGCUUUACCUUCAAGUUCUUCUCGAUCCUCACAGGCUCGGCGAGUUGGGUCCCCAUCUUUCUCCUCACGCUAGGAUGGUAUCCUAUGAUCACGGGUCAGUCGGUUGUUCUUUGGUCACGUCUUCAUCUUGUUGUUACUGGCCAAAGAGGACAUAAAAUCCUUCAGUGGACGAAAUGGAUGAUCAUUAUCGAUGCUGUCAUUCUACAUAUCCCUACAACAGUACUCACCAUUGGGUCCAACGGCAAGAGUAACACUCAGGUCUUCGCAAGAGGAUAUAAUGUCAUGGAAAAAGUGCAGAUGUGUGGGUUCUUUGUCCAGGAAGUAAUCCUCUCAUCUAUAUACAUCAUCGAGACGGUUCGCAUCCUUCGCUAUUCGAUACAAGGUACCACUCGACGACUUAUGAAUCAACUCAUCGCAAUCAACAUCCUCAUCAUAAUCAUGGACUUAGGUAUAUUGGCCCUCGAAUGUGCCUCACUAUAUAUACUUCAGAUCACCAUUAAGGCCGCGUUCUACUCUAUCAAACUAAAACUCGAAUUCGCCAUCCUUAGCAGGUUGGUACAGUAUGUAGGAGGACCUCGACAAGGUACCCGGCAGAUGUCGGUUAGCCUUUCGGAUAUGGAAGCACAGUCACAAUCUACCGCUGGUGGAGAGCAGCAUCGUGGUGCUGAAUAUGUCAAUUGGAAUGAGGCUGGAACGGGUCGGCCGCGGGCCUCUCAGCUAGUGAAAACGAGUGCAUUGUCCAAGCAAAUUGUAAGACAAGUUGAUAUCGAGAUUGAGGAGCUUGAGUAUGAUGAAACUACCUCUCCACCAGCGUGGACGUCAACUGCGAAUGACACCAAAGCAAGGUAG
This is a messenger RNA of Exophiala aquamarina CBS 119918, 1068 nucleotides long. RefSeq lists its product as uncharacterized. The transcript has a single exon. The record is from RefSeq and is a predicted model, not a curated record. Lineage: Eukaryota; Fungi; Ascomycota; Eurotiomycetes; Chaetothyriales; Herpotrichiellaceae. The coding region runs from base 1 to 1068 and encodes 355 amino acids.